This is a messenger RNA of Panicum virgatum (switchgrass), 1036 nucleotides long. RefSeq names its product rhodanese-like domain-containing protein 14, chloroplastic. Gene Ontology annotation, cellular component: chloroplast. Bases 125 to 808 code for a protein of 227 amino acids. Lineage: Eukaryota; Viridiplantae; Streptophyta; Magnoliopsida; Poales; Poaceae. The transcript is spliced from 6 exons. The record is from RefSeq and is a predicted model, not a curated record.
UUGGACAUUUCUGCUUCCAAAAAGAAUCUCUUUCCAGUAACGGGAUGCAGCCUAGACUUAGAAGAAGCUAAGCCGUCUUUUAAUUCUCUCGGGUCCUCCAAAGCUGUUUUUCCUCCUUUCUCUCAUGCCCACAAUGCUGGCAGCCAUCUCUUUACGGAAUCUUGCUUGCUCAUCAAGGUUAUCAUCCUGUUCAGAAUUCACAUCUGGCAAUUCCUGGCGUCCCAUAGAGGCUGCAAAACUCCACCGGACAUGUUCUGUGAGCUCGAUUCAUAUAAGCUGUGCUGCUACUAAGCCUGCAAAGACUCCUGCUGAAGUAGAGUGGAAAGUUAAGCGGCAACUCCUAGCAGAAAAGCGGGUACGCAGUGUUGAUGUGAAGGAAGCAUUGCGCCUUCAAAAGGAGAAUAACUUUGUGAUUCUUGAUGUCAGACCAGAAGCAGAGUUUAAAGAGGCUCAUCCACCUGGCGCCAUCAAUGUACAAAUAUACAGAUUAAUAAAGGAAUGGACGGCAUGGGAUAUUGCAAGGCGUGCAGCAUUUGCGUUCUUUGGCAUAUUUGCUGGAACAGAAGAGAAUCCUGAGUUCAUACAAAGUGUUGACACGAAAAUUGGUAAAGAUGCGAAGAUAAUUGUGGCAUGUUCUACAGGAGGGACACUAAAGCCUACACAAAAUUUUCCUGAUGGAAAGCAAUCUCGAUCUCUGAUAGCGGCUUACCUGCUGGUCCUAAAUGGCUACAAAAAUGUGUACCAUCUGGAAGGAGGGCUUUACACAUGGUUCAAGGAAGGCCUACCAGCUGUUGAAGGAGAAGAAUAAGCAAGAGAGACCUAUUUCUUGUUACGACAUUGUUGUUCACAUGCUGGAGUUGUGAGUUGUAAUCAUGCGCUUCACAGGAUCUCAGAUCGUUUCUCCCCAUUGAGAUGUCUCAUAUCGCCUUGGUUGCCCAACGUGUCGGUGUAUGUUGCUUGGGCAUGACAGUAUGAUGACUAUUAGCUUUAACCAAUAAAAGUGAGCAGAAGCAUAGUUCCUUUUGGAUCUCGAGGU